UAUGAUACAAUCGAUGAAAGGAAACAAGACUAUUUCCAUCUAGCUUAUGAUAUUGCAUUUACUUAAAUAAAAGACUCUUUCGAAGUACCCUUCGUACAAUUUAAUUGUUUUCUCUUAGAUUUUAGAGGAGGUGUCAGCAAAAAUUUUAUUAGAAAUCUCGGAAAAAUACUGUUUAAGCAAAGAAUAAUGGAUCAGAUUUACUGAAAGAACAUAAGAGACUAUCACAAGGAUAAUUAUUGAAACCAAAAUUAUCAAUUAGGUCCUCAAUUUCAAAUUAUUCAAACAGGAAGUAAAAAAUCCUCGUUGUUUCUCCAUUUCACCAAUGAAAACAAAUUAUUUAAAUUUUAUUAACACAACAAAUAAAAAUUAGAGACUACUUCUAAAACAGAUGAUUAAAAUUAUAACAUUUAUUAUUAUAUAUAUAUAUACAUAAUAAUGA
This is a messenger RNA of Paramecium octaurelia, 439 nucleotides long. NCBI's taxonomy places the organism in Eukaryota, Ciliophora, Oligohymenophorea, Peniculida, Parameciidae. The record is from the annotation of a GenBank genome assembly.